UUCGACUAAACUGCAUUUUCUUUCUUUCUCUCUCUUUUCUCAUUUCAGAAACUUAUGUCAUAGAGCCGUUUCUAUUGAAACAGCGAAAUUUUUCUAUAGGAGUAGCCAUACGGCGCAACGAAACCAAUAUGUACUUAUGUUUCGACAAAAACUGGAAAAUCAGAGGCAUGAAAAUCAAAAACAAUACAAUUGCGAAUCGUCCACGUUGCCACUUCUCCGAAUCCCUCAAGCGAGGAUACUUUCGUUACCAGUCGGUUAUCAGUCAGACAAAGUACCUCGGUUUUGUCGGCAGCGGUAAGCCCAUCAACUACAAGCAGAAGCGUCACAUAGACGAAAAGUGCUACAACUUUCAACGCUCCAACGCGUCCGACUUCUUCGAGUCCAACGGCAGCAGUAGCACCAACAGCAGUAGUAGUAGUAAUAAGAGCACCGGUUCGACGAAGGCUCCCCAUCCGCACCGACAUAAGCACGGCAUGGGUGACCAGAAAAGGGCACGUGGUGGCAAGUUCAACCUACAUCGAUCACAGAAUCUCGCCGAUCAGGGAGCUUCAGCACCUUCGCAGCUACCUCCUUCUUCUAUGGGCAACAGUGGGCGCCUAGCGCGGCCGUUCCUGCUUCCUUCGGUGCCAUCCCAUAGGGAAGUGGCAACCGCCGUCGCCACCUCCACGCCGCCAAUGAGCAAUGAUGUGCACACCACAACCCAAAAGCCAACCAAAGUCGCCAGCACAAAGAAGCAAGUGAAGCCUUCGAAGCGACACGGAAAAACUAACAAACAGAAGCUUAUCUUGAAUGGGAGUAGCAAUACAAGCAGUAGCGGCGGCGGCAGCAGCAGUAGUAGCAUCAAUAGCAGCACCAGCAGACACCACCAUCGUCAUCAGCACGAUAAUAGGAACAGCAAGCUAGGCUUCGGAAGGACAACGCCUACUGCGUCCAGUUUUUAACGGCUGGCAUAGACGACUUUGUGCAAAAGACAUCACCUCCCCUCUCUCACUCUCUCUAUCGUGAAAUUGGAAGCUAUUGGAAGUGCACCGCCAACUAGAUCGCUCGUAGCGAGGCAUCGAUCUUCGCGGGUUGUCGCACAUUCCGCUGCUUCCGUCUCCGCGUUUAUCUCUCUCUGUCAUCUCAAUUAGCCGUGUGUGUCCGUGACAGAUUGCUUGAGAUGGAUUACUUUUUGUAUUAGAAUGUUACAAAACCGGGAAAGCUUUAUUAGAUUUAAAUUAAAACUAAGCAUCAAUGCAUCCUAGAGGUUUAUUAAACAAUUAUAUCAAAACACAAUUGCCAAACAUUUUUCUUUAAUGUUGCCGCGCUAAUUGUCUCAAAAGUAUUAAUUGUGAAAUGACUGACAACACACAUAAACAGAUAGACACACAAAACCCGCAGUUAAAAGGGCGCACUUGCAGGCGCGCUUAGGUAUAAAUGGCAGCAAUAUGUGUUUGUAUUUGCGAGCGCGCGCGCAUUGCAGAAAUUGGGCGAAGCUGCACCGCCGCGUAGAUCACGAGCAUGGAUUAGGAAUCGCUGAGCUUUUAGAUGCCUUAAUCGGUGUAUAUUUGUACAACACAUGUAGUGACAGGAUAGGAAAACGAAUGCAUUAUGGGAAUCAGGUCAAAGGGAUUUUUGAACGGACAACUACAACGCCUGUAUCGUGGCACCUAUUAUUCUGAUGUAACAACCUUAAAUGUCUUUAGCCCUAAGAUGGGCCCCAAUCGAGUCUUAAUAAUUCUUAACAUUCAGUUUCUUCAAAUAAGUUUAUAGAUGAUCAAUUCGUAACCACAUUUAUUGCAAUGUUUGAACAACUUCAGAUGUAGGUAGUUGUUCUCCUGCACUGAUUUUUCAUUUUACGCGAACGCAGCACUCACACAUCCGAUCGUAGGCUCUGUCUAACAGUACUGCUUUUACUGCAAUUCUGCAAAGGGUCGUCCUCUACCCAAAUGCCCCGCCCGUUGUAACUCCUCAAUUGCCGCAGCGUGGACGAUAGUUGGUUCUCUUAGCAGCUGAUGCGGCUUAUGAUACUUUCGUCUCCUCCACGUUCAAUUUUCCUUUCGCACUCCACCGUAGAUGGUACGCAACACCUUCAGUUUUGAAAACAGCUAGGGCGCGUCCACCCUCGGCACGCAUAGUACCUGGCUCGUGUCUGGUCUGAUCAGCGUUUUGUAAACGAUCAACUUCGUGUGACGACGAACUUUGUUCGGUCCUAGAGUUCUACGGAGUCUUAAUCUUGGUACCCUGCCACAAUGCGUUUUCUGCAUUGUGCUGCGGUACUGCUAUUUCUGUUUCCGCGCCGCUUACGAUACUUGCAUGUCACCAUUAACAUGCCGUCUCCAUCCCUCGAUCACGUCACGCUUUUUCGAGGGAAGAUUCCUGUUGUUGUUUCUACACGUGUCGGCAUGUACAACAAAACCUUUGUGCGAGUAUUUUGGCUGCCCGUAGAGCUUCCGUUGUGACCGUACUGUGGUACAACUGCUGGCGCUUCUUCCUCCGGACUGAAGGCUGAGCUCUGCCUGUUCCGCGCCUGUUUAUGCACGCUUCACUGCAUCUCUCUUCUACCUGCACUAAUCGAGAACAGGACAAUCAAAACGUCCAUGUCGUUGACUCAGAUUAAAAGCUGCGCUGAGAAACGUUUGUUGAGGGAGAACAUUAUCUACAGCAGAACACUAUUCUGCCCUAUUACACUUUUCAUCUCUAAUGCAGUUGAAAAUCGUCUAGCGCAGCUUAUUUUAUUGAUUCCGCUAACAGUACAUUGCAGAUAGGUGUCGAAUUGUUCAUCAAUAUUUUAAAACUUCUUAUCCCAGCAUUACCCCAGCCUAUUUUGUGUACAAAUAUUGCGUUCUGGUCUUUUAUUGUAAAUAUUGUACUGAUUGGUAUAGUCAAAAUGAAUUCUUGUUUUAUCAAUCAUCACCGUGCCAUUUACCAACAGCAAACGAGACUUAUUUAGUCAAUUUUCCAAAACCAAUUCUAUAUUGCAUAAAUUUCUCGUAAAACCCAGAAAGCAGCUAAAUACCGAUAACUUCAACAAUAAUCCUUGUUAAUGAAAACUUGCACAAAAAAUGUGACUUAAUAAUGAACGUUAGUAUGUGUAUUUAUGCGAACAUGAUUAGAGCGCAAAUCAACAAAACGCUAUUUACAAUUAUGGUAACACACACACACACAAAGAAAGUCGUAAACUCAAUAGACUCAAUUUUCACAAAGAAUACAAAAAUUAAUACGCAAAUCCACUGCUUAAAGUCGAACCGCAAAAAAUACUGAACAUACCCAAAUCUCAAAUAAAAUAUGAAUCUCACUAAAAGCUCCAGUGAAACAUCGUAAUCCUGGAAACAUAAUUUAUUAAACGCCCCAUAUAAAAUUAUAGCAGCCAUAAGCAUUUGGAAGAACCGUAUAGCUACUUGAUUGUCUGGAAAAAGAAAGUCUAGUAAACCAAUUAAGUAUAUCCUAUUCUAAACGAAUCGCAAAAUUUGUAUGUUCUGAAGCAUGUGUUGUUAUAUCCCCCGUAUUGAAAGUCGACGCAACUGUAAAAGUAUUAAAUUAGUUUUAAAAACCAGUACCCAAAAUCGGAUAGCCCGUUUCACCUUAAAAUGGCCACCACCCAAUCACUGAGAAAAAACAGCACAAAGUUUAGGAAGAUAACCGACAAUAGUGAAUGUUGUUUACGUUAAACAUUAAACUGCCAAAAGUAGAAAAGAAAAAUACACACAAAAUCACAAUACUCUCCGUUAGGAUGUACCCACUUUUAAUCAAUGUUUGGAAAGCGUGGGGAAAGACGUUCGAAGGUGUAAAAUAGUGUUCGUACUGUACAAUCCGGAUGAGAAAAUGUGGUUUAACGGAAACAGUCGGGAAACACAACUGUUGCAAAAAGGUUGCUGAAACUCUUAUACAACCAAAUCCGGUUAUGUAUAAGUAACAGCGGUUAUCACUGUUAUAAUUGCGUUACCAAGGUUUUUACCACAAUCACGAUUGCUCAGAGGUCGAACAUUGUUUUGGAACCUUCCCCAUCUUUGACAUCAUCCCAAGAAAGACACCACCGGUAACACCAGAAUCGUUAGACGUUUUUCUCCAUCAUGUUUGUUCAUGAACUGUUCAAACUUUUAUCCAACAACUAUUCUAAAUUUAAUCGAUUCAAGCCAGCAGAAGCACUACACUGCAUAUAUUGUUUCAACACAUUCCGCUAGACGUAACGAAAUAAGUCAUUUGUUUAAGGUUUUGUAAAGUUACUCAGUUAAGCUUCCCCCAUUUGAAAACGCUGCAUCGUUGUAAAAAUUUGUUGUAAAAUCACCGAAUCAACUAUAAUCCUAGUUUUGCCAUGCCUGUACAAAAGAUUUCCGUUCAUUUAGUGUCAUCAUUUGUACCAUAGCAGCAUCUUCCCUUAUCAUUUCUUCCCAAGAAACGAAACGGUCCAAAAGCAGCAGUGGAAUAGCCAGUUUUAAUAAUUUCCAAGUUCAAGUUGUAGAAUAGUCAGUCCUUCUGACACAUUCUCUUCUACACAACUAGACUAAACAUUACUGUAAAUCUUAAGUUUCCUCGAGCGCAACCGGGCUUAUGUGUUCCUGUUAAUGGUGUAUGUAUGCUUUUCCCACUUGGCCUUUGUUCAUACAAAAGUGCGCGAAAAAGAUGGCGAUAUCGAUCGAGACAAGCACUGUGUUGUGAGGAAACGAGCUCUUAUAGAAUUUGCAUUGUUAUAAAUGUAUAUCAUUAUAUGAAGCAUUCAGUUAAGAACAAAAAUCUUCGUUUUUUUCAUUUGAUAAUUAUUACGGUUGAUAUCGAUUUUAGUAAGUAAGAUCAUGAUAAAUACGAAAGGUAGUAUUUGAACAAAAUGACAAAACAUUAUACUUUUUUUUAAUAAAAUGUAUCAAAAUAAACUGAUUAAAGAUUUAAUUUUAAUUUAUGAGUACACUUGAAAAUAACAAGAUUAUUUAACAAUAAAUUAUAAUAUGAACGACAAUAACUCAAAACA
Aedes albopictus (Asian tiger mosquito) is the source of this 4945-nucleotide messenger RNA. RefSeq lists its product as uncharacterized. The transcript has 2 exons. NCBI's taxonomy places the organism in Eukaryota, Metazoa, Arthropoda, Insecta, Diptera, Culicidae. Bases 129 to 941 code for a protein of 270 amino acids. The record is from RefSeq and is a predicted model, not a curated record.